Molecule: messenger RNA, 2279 nt
Organism: Aplysia californica (California sea hare)
Lineage: Eukaryota; Metazoa; Mollusca; Gastropoda; Aplysiida; Aplysiidae
Product: E3 ubiquitin-protein ligase RNF181
Exons: 5
Coding region: 130-600 (156 amino acids)
Biological process (GO): protein ubiquitination
Cellular component (GO): cytoplasm
Molecular function (GO): ubiquitin protein ligase activity
Source: RefSeq, a predicted model, not a curated record
ACGUCCGGUUCCGUACUCUAUUUUGCUCUGUCAGAACAACUUUCAUUUUCGAUUGUAUUGUUUAGAAGAGCAAGUUUGCCUGAGAUUGAACACAGAGAGAUAGGCUGUUUUACAAAAUUGAACCAGAUCAUGGCUUCUUAUUUUGAUGAACAUGAUUGCCAACCCUUGGAGGACGGUCAGACACCCAACCACGCCUUACACCUCGCUCGGCUCUUGCUGGACUCUGGGCUGGCGGCAGAAUGGGACAUGGAAUACAACAGAUUUUUUGGAGGGGAAGGAAGAGCUCCACCAGCCUCAAAGAAAGCUGUGGCAGAACUAGAGACCAAACUUGUUUCUCCAACUAUUGCAGCUCUUGGCAAGAAAUGCCCUAUCUGCUUGUUGGAAUUUGACGAGGAAGAUGAAGUGAAAAUCAUGCCCUGUGGACAUCAGUUUCAUAGCGGGUGUAUUUUACCAUGGUUGAGCAAAGUUAAUUCCUGCCCUAUGUGUCGAUAUGAGCUGCCUACUGAUGAUCCACAAUAUGAAGAAUUCAAGAAGCAUCAGGCACGGGCGAAACAGAGAGAGUUUGAACUAAACUCCCUGCACGACUCUAUGUUUGGUUAGAGCCCACUUCAGCGUGAUCAUGACCAGUGUAGAGGAGAGUGCACUUGACACCUUGAGAGCUCAACAGAGUGUAAAGGAUGUGUGUGUGUGCGUGCGUGUGUGUGUGUGAAAGAGAGAGAGAGAGAGAGAGAGAGAGAAUUCUCAUUACACUGAAGGAGACUGCGAAAAACAACCUCAAUGUGGUUUAUUGUAGAUCAAAAGGAUUUGCCAAGGACACCCUCUGCUCCCUUAUACAGUCAAAUCUGUGUAAGACGGCCGCCCAAUGUCAAGGAGAAAAGUGGCUGUAUGAGACAGGUGGCCAUCUGAGGCAGGACUGAUCAAGAUGAAGAAAACAAACCAUUUACUUCUGAGUUCCCAAUCGAAAGUAGCCUCAUUGUUGCUGUUGUUGUUGUUGUUGGUUUGUAUUUUAAAAAAAAUUUUGUUGCUGAUUUUGCCCAAGGGUGACAAUAUAACGAACGACGCUUCUGUCACAAGUUCAUGUUGCUUUGUUACAGACUGGGUAAACAGUGACCACUCAUCUCACUUACGAUUUGUGUAUGAGUUCUGGGUGGGGCUUUUGGGUUAUGAGGGAUCACAGGCUUACCUCACCCACCAGCAACUGAAAAUUGGUGGGCCUACCUAUUGGUCAACAGUGAGGGGGGGGGGCCUACGCGACAUGAUCGGUUGGAGGGACUACCUAACAACAACGACAGGUGAUUGGAUUAUGACGGCUCGCCCACAACACCAGGCGCAAAUACAUGAUAAAUGGCAAAACGUAAUGGAGUCACUAAGGAGGCCGUCUGAGACGGGUGUUAUUGCUUAGUGUGAUAGGGGUUGUGUGUUACAAUAUGGUGAUCGCGUUGGACAGGUGCCAGUUUUACACAGUUAAAUUAAAUAGAAAAAGCGCAAGGGGGGGGAAUGGAAAUUGUCCGUUUGUACAGGUGGCCGUCUUAUAGAGGUGGCUGUCAGGGCAGAUUCGACUAUACUUAUACUGUUCUAGAAAAAGUAAAUGAGGUCUCUGAUUUGAUUAAUGCUUUUAAAAAUCGAUUCACAGUUUUUGUAUUCAAUAUGGAUAUUGGAAACUCUAGCCUUUACAGCUAUUGUGAAAAGAAGAGUGUCAUGCUAUUUAUCACUUUAUUUGAAAUAAUAUUGCGAAAAGUUGGAAGAGAUCAACAUUCAUUUACAAAGGUGACAUUGCAUGCUGUGAUCAAGUAGAAUUUUCAUGGAUACGCAUGAAGUAAUUUUUAGUCGUUAUGAUUUAUUUAUCUAUGUUUUUGCUCACUGGUUCUAUAUAUGUUAGAGACAUGUCAGUGAAAAGGGAUAGUGUCAGAUAUAAUGACAAAAACAUAUGUAGCUCCCCUGCCUUUUGUUCAAAGGUAAGUACAUCCCCUUCUUGCUGGGUGUACUGAUGUUUUCAGAAAAGGCUUCCAAAUUGUAGAAAAUAAUGCACUUCACUUUCACUGCAAGCAGAGAGAAAAACAUGAUCAUAUGACUUGUUUCUGGGAAUUUUUCCUUUAGGAAUGUUCAUGAGUUGUGUGUCUUUGAAUACGUUAUGUAUCUCAGUCCACAUUUAAACACAUAAGCUUCCUUUGACCAACAGAUGAUAGAUUUAAUAGUUUUUCUAGAUCAGCUUGAGGUCUUUGAUUUGUAUUGACCGUAUAAUUGUAUCUACAAUAAAAUGACAAUCAUUUGUAUACAAC